Suncus etruscus (white-toothed pygmy shrew) is the source of this 681-nucleotide messenger RNA. It is a transcript of the gene FAM228B, whose product is annotated as family with sequence similarity 228 member B. The transcript is spliced from 6 exons. The record is from RefSeq and is a predicted model, not a curated record. Bases 1 to 681 code for a protein of 226 amino acids. Lineage: Eukaryota; Metazoa; Chordata; Mammalia; Eulipotyphla; Soricidae.
AUGAGAAGUUUAGACUCAGGGACUGACCAACAGCAGGAGCUGAAGAGCUCUAAAGAACAGUUGGCCCCACCGUCAGUGACUUCUAUGGAGGCACUCGCUAAAGAAGAUAUUGAUGAAGCUGUCCAAUCCAUAUUACAUAGAGAAAAGUAUGCCAUUAAGGAGCUAGAUAAAUACUUGCAACAUCAUGAUUUUUUAAAUGAAAGAAAAAAAGAGCUAUUACAUAGAAGAUGGGUUGAUCAUGUGGCAUGUCCUCUCCAAAAGAAAAUUAUGCAGAAAGUUUCUUCACAUAAGAAGAUUAUAAAAAGAAGACAGGAGGAAUUAGAGAACUUUAUAAACUAUGUAAAUAAAAAGGGAGUCGCAUUUAGAGAGCAUUAUGAUCCAAAGGAGUAUGAUCCUUUUCAUAGGAACAAAGUGGACCCCACAUUUCUGAAGGUUACCAUGCCACCAUUACACGAUCCUUUGAAAAAGGCACAGUUUGACAGAGAUGAUGGAAAAAGAACUCUCCUUCAGUGUGAGACAGGAAAAAGAUAUUCAAUGAAAGAAUUUAAAGAGAUUGAGGAGGCCAUGCUACUUUCCAAGUUCCCAAAACUUUCCAUGCCAAGGCAUUCACUGACUCCUAAAGACUGGUUUAAAGUAUCUGAAUGCUACAUAGAGAGUGAGCUUUGUCAGAAGAGCAGGUAA